UCUUUCUUUUUUUGAAUUUUUUGAUGAAUUACUUUGAACUGCUUUUGCGCCUUUCAUUGAGGCUUUGUAUGAACUAUUGGAAAGACAAAAAAUGGUGGAAGUGUUUACAGGAACGAUGGUGUUGCUGGUUCCUAUGUGUGUAGCCUUUGUUAUUGGACUUGUGGUUGGAUGGACAUGGAAACCCAAAUGGGCAACCAUGGGAAGAGACAAAUUGAGCUGUUUAGUGUCAAAACCCUUUAAUUUAUCAGCUUCUUCAUCGCCCUCUUGGACCACGGAUAAUGGGAAGGAUAAGAGACAGUCCAAUGUUUCACCUACUGAAUAUGAAGAGUGCAGUAUGUCACAGCACCACGAAGAAAAGCCUAAUUUAGUGACUGAGGAGGAUUUAGAACAUUUAUGCCAGCUUGUAGAGAUGAAAGAUGGGGGUCCUCCUUGGAUACAUAUGAUGGAUCGCUCCGCCCCAAAUUUGAGCUACCAAGCAUGGCGAAGAGAUCUCGAUUGUGGUCCUCCACAAUAUCGUAGCAGCACUGUCUUUGAGGAUGCCACACCAGAGAUUGUUAGGGACUUAUUUUGGGAUGAUGAGUUCCGAUUAAAUUGGGAUGAUAUGCUUGCAUUUGCUACAACUAUAGAAGAGUGUCCCGCCACAGGAACCAUGAUAGUGCAGUGGAUACGGAAGUUUCCCUUCUUUUGUAAAGACAGAGAAUACAUAAUUGGUCGUCGAAUAUGGGCAUCGGGAAGAUCAUAUUACUGUGUGACAAAGGGAGUACCUUGCCCUUCUGUCCCAAGGCGUGACAAACCAAGACGCGUCGACCUUUAUUACUCAAGUUGGUGCAUUCGAGCCGUGGAAUCGAAAAGAGGUAAUGGCCAGCUGACUGCCUGUGAGGUGCUACUCUUCCAUCAUGAAGAUAUGGGCAUUCCAUCGGAAAUUGUAAAGCUUGGAGUACGGAAAGGAAUGUGGGGAGCUGUCAAGAAGAUCGAACCUGGCUUACGCACCUACCAAAAAGCAAGAGCAUCAGGCGCACCACUCUCUCAACCAGCCUUUAUGGCCCGGAUCAACUCCAAAAUAAGUUCAGAGUACCUGCAAUCAUUGGGAAGCAGCGACGAUUUGUCAGAGACGCAAACAGCAUCUACAUCUGACAAACCCUCGGGGAGGAAUAUAUCAAAGCUCCUCAUCUUUGGUGGGGCUGUUGUACUUGCUUGUAGUCUUGAUCGGGGGCUCUUGACUAAGGCAGUUAUAUUUGGUGUGGCCAGAAGGUUUGGAAAUAUAGGGAAUAGACUGUAGGUGAAGUGCUGCUGCUAGAAUCUUUCUAAGAAUGUCAAGUGCAAGCUCAUAUCUUAUAUGAAUUGCCUUCAUCCCGUUCAAGAGAGAUGCUCUAUCAAAAGUUCUCUGUGGCCUCUACUGUCUCGAUCAGAUUAUAUAUAUGGAUUCAUUGUAUAUACUUAGAAGCAGAAAUUUUCUUGUAGAAUACCAGGCUGCCAAAUUGCAGGUAGUUCAGGGUUUAUGUGUUUGUUCCUUUCACUCUUUCAUUGCUUAUAUUCAUCUAGCUGCAUCUUGACACGGUCCGUUUCCAUUAACAUCAUACGCUAAUUAAAUAAAGAUUGAAGUGCUUUGCACUCUUUUAGAUUUA
This is a messenger RNA of Corylus avellana, 1625 nucleotides long. RefSeq lists its product as uncharacterized. The record is from RefSeq and is a predicted model, not a curated record. Gene Ontology annotation, molecular function: lipid binding. Lineage: Eukaryota; Viridiplantae; Streptophyta; Magnoliopsida; Fagales; Betulaceae.